Molecule: messenger RNA, 1351 nt
Organism: Equus caballus (horse)
Lineage: Eukaryota; Metazoa; Chordata; Mammalia; Perissodactyla; Equidae
Gene: METTL1
Product: methyltransferase 1, tRNA methylguanosine
Biological process (GO): RNA (guanine-N7)-methylation; tRNA methylation
Cellular component (GO): tRNA methyltransferase complex
Molecular function (GO): tRNA (guanine(46)-N7)-methyltransferase activity
Source: RefSeq, a predicted model, not a curated record
CGCGGGUCAGACCCGGCAGACCGGUCCGAGAUCGGGCAGAGGGGAGAGGAGCGAGGAUUACUUGUAGAAUUAGGAAGCGGGGUCCCAGACCCCUCUCACCUGCAAGGUGCACAGGUGCCUGCAGCCAGGAAGGUCUCCACGUGGGCUCGGUGGAGAAUCCCCGCGCUGGGGAUCAUGGCGGGAGUCGAGGCCCCGCAGCCCCAGAAGCGCUACUAUCGGCAACGUGCUCACUCCAACCCCAUGGCGGAUCAUACGUUGCGCUACCCUGUGAAGCCAGAGGAGAUGGACUGGUCUGAGCUAUACCCAGAGUUCUUCACCCCACCGACUCAGAAUCAGAGCCACGAUGACCCAAAGGAUGAGAACGAAAAGAGAGUUCAGGCUCAAGUGGAGUUUGCAGACAUAGGCUGUGGCUAUGGUGGCCUGUUAGUGGAACUGUCACCGCUGUUCCCAGACACGCUGAUUCUGGGUCUGGAGAUCCGAGUGAAAGUCUCAGACUACGUACAAGACCGGAUUCGGGCCCUACGAGCAGCUCCUGGAGGUGGCUUCCAGAACAUCGCCUGUCUCCGUAGCAAUGCCAUGAAACACCUUCCUAACUUCUUCCGCAAGGGCCAGCUCACAAAGAUGUUCUUCCUCUUCCCUGACCCACAUUUCAAGCGGACGAAGCACAAGUGGCGAAUCAUCAGUCCGACACUGCUUGCAGAAUAUGCCUACGUGCUGCGAGUUGGGGGGCUGGUGUACACCAUAACAGAUGUGCUGGAGCUGCACAACUGGAUGUGUACCCAUUUUGAAGGACAUCCCCUGUUUGAGCGUGUGCCUCUGGAGGAGCUGAGUGAAGACCCCAUUGUGGGACAUCUGGGCACCUCAACCGAAGAAGGAAAGAAAGUGCUACGCAAUGGAGGAAAGAAUUUCCCAGCCAUCUUCCGAAGAAUACAGGAUCUCACCCUCCAAGCAGUGACCCCCAGUCUCACCCGUCCUGGUCCCCAACUGCAUACCAUGCCUUAGCUGGACCGCAUCUUCCAGGGACUAGAAAGAAGAUCAGGCCCUCUGGACUUUCCCAGCUGAGAUGGCUGGAGCUGAGAGGCAGCAUCUCUCCAAGAAGUUGGGGAGCUGCCCAGGGCAGAAUUCUGGUGUUCACAACUACCCCUGACUCCUCUCACCUUCUUGCCCCCGCUGCCAGCAGAAAGCAAAAGAAGCUGGUUGGGAAGGUCAAAAGGCCUUGGACCAGAAGGGAUGUUUGGAAGGGUACAGGGUCUUGCUCUUCCCUAGCACUCCCUUCUCCUGGGAUCUGUCCUCAGCUGGAGUGAGGAAUGCAAUUCUCCACGAUCUCUCUAAACUGCCUGCUAGGCUCAAA